AUGAUAUAUAUAAAUAUGUCAUUAUGUGAAAAAUGUACUUCAUUUAUACCGCCUUUGUUUUGGUCCUGUCGUCUGAUUCUGUCUGUGGUAUCAUGUCUGGGAUUUGUUUGCAUGUACUCCCUGCGUUUCAACGUAGUUGUGGCAAUGGCCUGCAUGGUGGAUGAUAUAGAACAAGGACAUUUAGAUGCAGAUGGAGGAACGGGAUCCAUUAUACGUCCUCGAAGGUGCAAAGGAAAAGAGAAUCUUAUCAGUACCGUGGAGAACGUCACUGCCGCCAGUUCGCAAUAUACAUGGGAUAAGAAUAUCCAGACUGCAGUGACGGGGUCAUUUUUCUGGGGAUACUGGUUAACAAUGAUUCCGGGCGGAUGGUAUGGCGGUAAACGAUUUAUUGGAUGGUCGACUUUUGGGUGCGGUAUUGCAACUUUAUUCAUACCGCUGGCAGCACAUAUAAGCUACCGAGCCUUGAUAUUUAUAAGGAUACUAUUGGGAGUGUUUCAGGGAGUGACAUGGCCAGCAAUGUACGUUAUUUGGUCUCAGUGGGCACCGCCACUGGAAAGACAAAAGCUUUUGGCUCUUUGCUUUUCUGGUUCGACUUUUGGAGUUGUUCUGACCUACCCUGCUGUGAGCUUAUUGUGUAACUUUCACGAAGAGGGCUGGACGUAUGCAUUUUAUAUAACAGGUGCGGUGACAAUCAUGUGGUGUUUCCUUUGGCAUUAUUCCGUUUACGACUCGCCCAGCGAACAUCCUCGAAUCUCUAAAGUGGAGAAAAUGUACAUUCACAAUAGUCUCAAAAAAGAAAUGCCAAAAGAGACACACAUCACACCAUGGAUGGAUAUACUGACGUCAUCUGCAGUGUGGGCUUAUAUGACGGCACAUAUGACUCUUACCUUCCAUUUCUUCGCCCUGAUCUCAUUAUCGACCAUCUACUUUCAGGACAUUCACUAUUUCUCAAAGGAAGAGGCUGCCAGAACUGUGGCCCUUUCUUACAUUGGCUUCUUCGCCUGCUGUAACAUCUCCGCAGCUCUCUACGACAUGGCAGUUGCGAGGAAGAUCUGCUCUCGAACCGCCAUCAGGAAGACUGGCAAUUCUAUAGCGUUCCUAGUGCCGGCUGCCUUGUUAAUCUUUGUGGGAUUCUUAGACUGCAAUCAGAGUUCUCUGGCGGUGGUUACCAUGGUGGCAAUAAAUGCUAUCUCUGGAAAUCAGUUUGGAGCCGGAUAUUUUGUGAAUCUGUUGGAAAUAGCGCCACAACACACUGGUGUGAUUUACGGCAUUGCAAAUAUGAUUGCAACAUUUUCAGCGCUUGCGUCCCUCGCUAUGAUAAAGGAAUUGACAUCAAACAGACUGCGCAGCGGAUGGCAGUUGACAUUCCUUGUUUUUUCUGCUGUAUUUGUCUUGUCAUCCGUGAUGUUCAUCAUUUUUGGGUCCGGAGAACUCCAGGAGUGGGCGAAGACACAAGAAGGCAGCAAAACCAGUAUAACAGUCCCGCGAACAAGCAAUGACGACAAAGAUGAAAUUAUUAAAAAAAGUAACUGCUCAGCGUCUGUAUGA
Messenger RNA from Candidula unifasciata, 1548 nucleotides. Lineage: Eukaryota; Metazoa; Mollusca; Gastropoda; Stylommatophora; Geomitridae. The record is from the annotation of a GenBank genome assembly.